Adineta steineri is the source of this 302-nucleotide messenger RNA. The record is from the annotation of a GenBank genome assembly. Lineage: Eukaryota; Metazoa; Rotifera; Eurotatoria; Adinetida; Adinetidae.
UUGGAUAUAAAAUUGGAAAUAAAGGUUCAUUCAGUUUAGUCAAUAAGGAACUAACAGUUGUAAGAGUACAAUCUGGCGCUUGGAUUGAUGCAUUACAAUUCUGCUUUUCAGCAACUGACUGUACACAACAAUUUGGUGGUACGAUAAAUGGUCAAUGGUCAGCUGAAUUUAAUUUAAAUAUUAUAGGCAACUCACAGUUUUAUAAGGUGUCGGGAUUAAAUGGAGCAUUCAUUGAGAAAUAUAAUCCAAAUUGGACUGUUAAUACAAUGAGUUCAAUUACAGUAUUAUAUAAGAAAGUCUGA